GCAAGCUACGACCUUAUAUAUGCGUAGAGCUCUCAACUUCAGUUAACAAUUGACAAACACAGAGUAGUAACCUAUUGCACGGUGGGUUGAGCAACGGCGUGAACGCUGGCGUCUCACGGCUAGUAACGGGGAGUCAUCUGUUGCACGACCACCUUGAGGUGAUCAGAUCAGAGGUGAUCAGUAUUUGAUUGAAAGGAGCCACUGCACUGUGAUUAAGGCACCAAGCUGCGUACCAUUAUCUGACCAUUUGAAAACAUGGUGCAAAACAAAAUCACGGAGGUCACAGGAUUCCAUCGCUCCUUCAAGGGGCAAAACCCUUUCAAGACUGAUGAAUUCAUAGAUUCGGAACCCCAUGUUGACUCAUCCUUCAAGUUAGACCGCUUGCCAAGGCCUGACAUGCCAUCCAGCCAGCCCAUCAAUAUCCCUGAUGCCAAGAAGAGAAAUAAAAAGAAAAAACGAUGCAGAGCCACUGACAGUUUCUCCGGACGUUUUGAAGAUGUUUACAAACUGCAAAAUGAGAUUCUUGGAGAAGGGGCUUAUGCUGUUGUUCAGACCUGCAUCAAUCUGAUCACCAAUAAAGAAUAUGCAGUAAAGAUAAUUGAGAAGAGGCCGGGCCACAGUCGGAGUCGUGUUUUCAGGGAGGUGGAAAUGCUCUACCAGUGCCAGGGCCACAGAAACAUUUUGGAACUGGUUGAAUACUUUGAGGAAGAGGACAAAUUUUAUUUAGUCUUUGAGAAACUGAGAGGCGGUUCUAUCUUGACUCACAUACACAGAAGACAACACUUCAAUGAGCAGGAAGCCAGCAUAGUGGUGCAGGACAUCGCCAGUGCUCUGGACUUCCUACACAACAAAGGGAUGGCACAUCGAGACCUAAAGCCAGAGAACAUCCUCUGUGAACAUAGUGACAGGAUCUCUCCUGUGAAGAUCUGCGAUUUUGAUUUGGGAAGUGGGAUCAAACUGAAUAGUGACCGCUCUCCUAUCUCCACCCCUGAGCUCUUGACUCCGUGUGGCUCAGCUGAAUACAUGGCCCCUGAGGUGGUGGAGGCCUUUAAUGAGGAAGCUAGCAUCUACGACAAGCGCUGUGACCUGUGGAGCCUUGGCGUCAUCCUUUACAUCAUGCUGAGUGGAUACCCGCCCUUUGUGGGUCGCUGUGGAACAGACUGUGGUUGGGACUGGGGAGAGCCCUGCCAAGCCUGCCAGAGCAUGCUGUUUGAGAGUAUUCAGGAAGGCAAAUAUGAGUUUCCAGAGAAGGACUGGGCACACAUCUCUCCUGCAGCCAAAGACCUCAUCACCAAGCUGUUGGUGCGGGACGCCAAAGACCGUCUCAGUGCUGCCCAGGUUCUUCAGCACCCUUGGGUCAAGGGGUGUGCACCCAACGCUGUGUCUGCAUCCAUAUUACAUCAGAGGGGUGGUAGCGCUCAAGACCUGACGUUCUUUGCAGGGCAGGCCAUAGCCAUGAACCGGCAGCUGGCUGAGAGGGAAGAGAGCGAGGAGCAGCAGCAGCUAGAGAAGGAGCUUUCCUCCCCGCUUAUCCUCUCCUCCAGCUCUGGCUCCAUGCUGCUGUCUCCUUCCUCCAGGUCCAAGCUGGCCCUCCGCAGGAAGACCGCAGGCAGCCAGCACCGAGGGCCGGUGUGUGCUGCUGAACUACGCCAGCUCCUCGCCCCGCUUGUGAUCGUUGGUGACUGUGCCUGAUCUCUACCAUGUUUUCCAGCCUCCGCUCUCCACUGACGACUAUUGAUGACGCCCUAUCGCAAUCUUCAACUAGGCAGUGCGUUGACAUCUUGACAUCUCUGCCCACUUACUUUGUGGGCUCUAAGCUCUUGUGAGAAGGACUCUCAUGUUUGUAGCACUUAAAGCACCACAAAUGCCCCUGCAAACAAAAAGCUUGUUGUGGCCAGGAAAAAAACUUGAUGUCUGAGUCUCUGGAAUCUGUCAAUAUAACAAUGUUUAUGAAAAACCUUGGGAACCAAAGGACUCAAGUUGCUUUCAUUCAUCUAAAGCUGUACCCCACCUAAGCAAUUAAAUUUCUAAGCAUCAGGACAAAUAUUCUGCUCUUUGCCUUUGAGCUCACAUGGGACCCCCCAGCAGCCGAAUCAUUCGAUUUGUACUUAUGCCAUAUUUGAGACUUAUUUCUCACUCCCAAAGUGAUAUUGACGGCAGACUGAGACUAUGUAAGUGUUGCUGGGACUCAAGUGGCAAAUGAUUUAUUAUUCAAGUUAUUCAGGGCAGAAAUUUCAGCCAUGUUGUGUGGGGUUUCUCUAGUCUGAAUUUAUUUAUCAAGGACCUCAUUUACCAGUUUCACUCCACUGUGUAAUACUUAUUUUCUGCCAAACGCAAAUCUCAGCAGUGUUUUCAGCAGAAACCUCAGGAUCUCUUUCCGAAUGAGAAACCAAAGCAUAUUUUAAAGCAGAAAGACUCAUUCUGUGUCAGUUCAUUGGUGUUUUACAUUUCCAUUUUGUCCUCGCACUGGAAAGUUUAGCCUUUUUCAGGGAGACGGAGCAGUGCAGCGUAACUUUUGUACUCGGCCUCUCAGGAAAACAGGAAUUAGUUGCAUAAUCAUAUUUCCUCCCCCUUCCCAUUUCCUCAUAUGACCUGCAAUACAAGGAACUGCCAGAGGUCCAUUUCAAGAUUGUGUAGCAAAUUUAGUGAAAUUCUCUACCAUUUUCAUUUCCAACUCCAUUUUCACCGUUCAUUCAGUUCGUCAUUGAACAUUUCGUGAACACACGGGCUCUGUCAAUGACUCCAUUCACUGUUUGAAUAAAGGUGAUUUAUUCCAUGAAAAGACCUUAAGUCCUGUUAGCCUUCAUUUUGUACUUGUAGACUGAUAUCUAAUGAAAAGGUGAAGCUCAGAUGCGCAAGAAGCCUCCAGACAUGCCAAUGUGCCAUGCUGCUAUAUUGCUUUGCCCAUUCCCUCGCCCCUGCCCUCUUUUUUUUAUUUUAUUUUUUUUAUUUAUUGUUUGUGUGUUAGAAAGGGAGAUUUUUUUUUUUCUUCCUUUUUUUAAAGUGUCAGUUUAUUUGUUUUUAAAAAUAAGAUUGUUGAACUUGAAUGAGAGAGUAGGUGGAUCCCCCACCCACCCCCCACCCUUUUUUGGUCCUCAGUUAAGCAUAGACUAGCUCAAAUUGUUCUUAUAUGCUACUUGUUACUGUUGUUUCGCAACUUUACUCUUUGAUCACUUUAAUGCUUGAUCAAAGUUUUUCUUGAAUGGUGUCAUCAGCAAAUAUGCAGAUCAACCAGGAACAAAACCAAGUGGUCCUACUCACUCUGAAGCAAAGCCUUUUUUUUUUUUUUUUUUUUUUUUUUUUAAGCAUUUUGAAAUGCAUACACAGCUUAUUUCCUCUUUUUCUGAUGGAAACCACCUUGGAAUAUGCUGAGUUUAGUCUUUCUUUCUGAGAACGACCUCAUUGUUUUUGUUUUUGUUUUUAUUUUUUACUUGCCAUUGCAUUUUCAUCUAAUUUUUGAACCCCCUCAUACAUGAAAAUUACUAGUCUACACUUAUUUUAGGGACCAGUGUAGCUUUCAUGUUUAUCUUGUAUUUUCAUGUGGUUGUACCAUUUUUGUUUCUCAUCUGACCCAGGGGGGCCAAAAUAAAGAACAUGGAGAAUUGUUCAACUACAAUGGUUACAGUUUUCUUGUAAAAACUCUCAUAAUUGACUAUAUACCUUAACUCAGGGGAUUAUUAUUAAUAAUAAUAUUAUUAUUGCACGUGGUCAGAAUUGUUGGUACCCUUGGUAAAUAUGAUCAAAGAAGGCUGUGAAAAUUAAUCUGCAUUGUUAAUCCCUUUUGAUCUUUUAUUUAAAACAUUCACAAAAAUCUAACCUUUGGAGAAUAAGAAUUUAAAUUGGGGGGGAAAUACCAUUAUGAAUUUUUUCUUUUUCUCUAAUACACAUUGGCCACAAUUGACGAUACCCUUUUAUUCAAUACUUUAUUUUUUUUUUUAAACCUCCAUUUGCCAGUUUGACAGCUCUAAAUUCUCCUAUAAUGCCUGAUGAGGUUAGAGAACACCUGACAAGAGAUCAGAGACCAUUCCUUCAUCCAGAAUCACUCCAGACCCUUUAGAUUCCCAGCUCCAUGUUUCUCUUCAGUUCACCCCACUCAUUUUCUAUAGGGUUCAGGUCAGUGGACUGGAAUGGCCAUAGCAGAACAUUUGUGUUGUUUUUGAGGUUUGAGUUAGCUGUUCUAACACUUAUUGAUUGAUUUUUUUUAUUUUUUUAUCUGUUGGUAUUUGAUAGAAUCCAUGAUGCCAUGGAUGGAGCUGUGGUCCUUGGAGAGUCUUUAGCCACUCAAACUCUCCUCCUCACCAUGCAUUAGGGCGACAUAGACACACGUCCUCUUCCAGGCAGUUUCGUAACAUUUUAUGUUGAUUGGAAAUUCUUAAUUAUUGCCCUGAUGGUGGAGAUGGGAAUUUUCACUGCUCUAGCUAUUUUCUUAAAGCCACUUCACUAAUUUGUGAAGCUCGAUUAUCUUUUGCUGCACAUCAGAAAUAUAUUCUUUGGUUUUUCUCAUUGUGAUGGAUGAUUAAGGGAAUUUUGGCUUUGUUUUCCCUCCUAUUUAUAUUUCUGUGAAACAGGAAGCCAUGGCUGGAUAAUUUCAUGUUCAUAAUCACCCUGGAGUGCUCAAAAUUGUGAAUAUGAAUGGGAAUAUACUUCAGAGAUAUCUUAUAAGAAUUUCUAGGGGUACCAAUAAUUGUGUCCAACUUGUAUUUGAGAAAAACAUUUAUUUCAUAAUGAGAUUUUCCCCCAUUUUCAAUUGUUUUCGUUCAAUGAAAGGUUAGAUUUUUUUUUAUUUUUAUAUAUAUAUAUAUACAUGUAUAAAAGAUCAAAAGGAUUUAAUAAUGCAGGUUUAUCUUUUUUGAUUAUAUUUACCAAGGGUACCAACAAUUCUGACCACCUUUAUUAUUAUUAUUAUUAUUAUGACAAACAGCCUGCCACCAAAGUUCUUUAAAGCAUCUUUAAAGAUGCUUUAAUGAUCAGCUUUUUCCACAUUUCACAUAAACCUAAAUAUAGAGAAAGAUUUAGAGAAAGCUGCUUAUUUUUCUUUUUUACCUUUUUUUGUUUUGUUUUGUUUUUUGCUCUUAAAAAAAAUAAAUAUU
This is a messenger RNA of Onychostoma macrolepis, 5090 nucleotides long. RefSeq names its product MAPK interacting serine/threonine kinase 2a (gene mknk2a). Gene Ontology annotation, molecular function: calcium-dependent protein serine/threonine kinase activity; calmodulin binding; ATP binding. Bases 256 to 1692 code for a protein of 478 amino acids. The record is from RefSeq and is a predicted model, not a curated record. The transcript is spliced from 14 exons. Gene Ontology annotation, cellular component: cytoplasm; nucleus. Gene Ontology annotation, biological process: intracellular signal transduction; peptidyl-serine phosphorylation; protein autophosphorylation. NCBI's taxonomy places the organism in Eukaryota, Metazoa, Chordata, Actinopteri, Cypriniformes, Cyprinidae.